Molecule: messenger RNA, 2538 nt
Organism: Sphaeroforma arctica JP610
Lineage: Eukaryota; Ichthyosporea; Ichthyophonida
Exons: 1
Coding region: 114-2399 (761 amino acids)
Source: RefSeq, a predicted model, not a curated record
CCGGAUACAAUACGCGCAUCGCUGCUCGCCUUAUUUAAGCUUGUAUCACUCCACUUGCAAGUAUCAUAUCGAAUCAAGUGUAAUACAAUCUACUAGAUUACUAAACCACAAUUAUGUUGAAAUUCAAAACACUCGCAACGUUCAUAACCGUUGCUGCCACUGUGAUGGCGCAAGGUGGCAUGCAGCCCGCAGAGCAGCCCGUAGUGCAGCCCAUCGUUGCAGAUCCAUCACCCACGGCGGUACCCGUAGCCCCAAUCCUCGGAAGUGACUACAUCACUUGUGCGGUGAAGGACGUUGAAAGCCCGUUGGGCUGUGCCGUGGUACAGGAUGACAAGGAGUGUUGUCGGUAUAGUUCGAAUUGUAAUGGAUUGAACAAGUGUACUCCCUCGUACUGUUGCACGGGGUCAGCGGGCCCCGUUGUCUCUGAUACACCACCUCCUUCACCCGUAACGAGUGAAACAGAGACCAUUACACCAAUGCCCCCAAUUCUCGACAGUGACUACAUCACUUGUGCGGUAAAGGAUGUCGAAAGCCCGUUGGGCUGUGACGUGCUACAGGAAGACAAGGAGUGUUGCAGGUAUAGUUCGAAUUGCAAUGGAUUGAACAAGUGUACUUCCUCGUAUUGUUGCACGGAAGCAGCACCCGAAACAACCAACACACCAUUGCCCCCAAAUCUUGAUAGUGACUACAUCACUUGUGCGGCAAAGGACGUCGAAAGCCCGUUGGGUUGUGACGUGGCACAGGACGACAAGGUGUGUUGUCGAUAUAGUUCGAAUUGCAAUGGGCUACGCAAGUGUACUCCCUCAUACUGUUGCAAAGGUACUGCUACUUCGACACCUCAUCCGGAACCUUCCAGUACACCUAGUUACGAGCCGGUCGAUAACUAUAUCAACUGUGCUGUGAAGAAAUCUGAGGGUGGAUUCAAAUGUAGCGGUGGUGAAGAGGUUGACACUCACAAGGAAUGUUGCCGAUGGUCUAAAGAAUGUGGUGAUUUGAGUAAAUGUACUGAGAGCUACUGCUGUACUAGCGAUUCCAAUUACCCUAAACCAUCGCCAUCGGCUAAACCUGAGGAUUUCACUAUUAAGUGUAAAGAAAAACUCGGACUUCAAUGCUCAAAUGGAUACGAGAUGGAUAGCAACAAAGAUUGCUGUGAAUAUCCUGGAGCAUGCGGAGAUCUUCGCAGUUGUAAAACUGAUUACUGCUGCACAGAAUCUGGAGUUCAAAUACCUCCUGAUACAGUAGGGGCAUGUGAAUGUGAUGGGGUAGUGCUGAACCAGAAAUGUUACUCAUCUCUCAAGGAAGCUAUUCGAGCUGCUUCUGAUGGGGACACAAUCUACGUUGGUGGCGAAAUUGAGGUCGAUGCACCUAUCGCUUUUGAGCAAAGUCUGUCUUUCAGUGGUGUUCUCUGUGACAAUGACCGUGCUCAGAUCAUCGCUACCUUCGAUGAGGUCGAUGGCGCUAUCUUUGAAGCUGUGAACGAGGAUUCUCAGGAAGUAAACUUUUUGCACUUAGCUAUUACUAGCGAGGGCGAUAACUCUGCCGCCGCGUUCCACUCUCUCGGAAGUGUCAACGGAGCACCUGACCAGGUAGUAGCUAUGAGUUUAACCAACGUGUGGAUUCAUGACAUGUACAGUCAAAGACCUGGUGUAGGUAUCUUCAUUGGAUCCUCGAAUGGAUUGUCUAUUGACGACGACUGUGUGUUCACCGACUUGAAAAUGAGCACAUCAGAGAUGGAUAUGUAUGCAGGUGGAGCCGCUAUCGCCGUUGUCUACCUACCCAAGGGAAGUGAGAUCAACAUCGCUGGUUAUUUCAAAGAUAACAGCGCAUUCUAUCCCGAUGCAUCGUUGCACAGCGGGGGUGGUGCAAUUUAUCUAGAUUACAUGGAGGGAGAUGUGACGUUCACAGCUGCGUUUGAGAACAAUUCCGCCAAUCAGGGGGGGGCUGUUAAUGUACAGGGUGUGCUCGGUAACAUGGUUGUUGAUGGCUACUUCAAUGAGAACAAAGCUAUUGAUGAUGGCUAUGGUUCGAGAGCCGGCGCUUUCCGUGUGCUAGAGAUCGAAAGUGAGGGUUCAGUACUUUUCAGCGGUUCAUUCGUCGGAAACACAGCCCAGGGACGCGGAGGCGCCAUUGCCACUAACAUGCACAGAUCAGGCAGUAAGAUGUACUUGGAUGGAAUCUUCCAGAACAAUGUAGCAUCUACUGUUGGUGGAGUUUGGAGUUUGUGGACUGAAACCCAGAUGGAAGGCCAGGUGCAGCUCGAUGGCGAUAGUAUUUUCGAAGGUAAUCUGGCUGUGUAUGACGAUUCCGACUCUGGUAUAUACAGUAUUGUCGUAUCAGGCGGUGAUACCGAUAAGCUUGCCGAGAACGAGUGGUUCGGUCGUACAAUCACUAUCAACUAAAUGUUUCGUGACAUGCAACAUACAAUACGGGUUGCAACAUGCAACAAGUACUACAGUUUGCAAAAGUGUACUGAAAGCCAUUUUGAACGCUGCAAAAUCAAUAAAAGUAUAGAUACAUUUGAGUACUUGAAAAAUUUAC